CAAACUGCCAGGGCACAGCGCAUUCGGGCUCUCUCAAGUGCGUCGUAUGAUAUGCAGCGUGGCGCAUCGGUCAGCAGCCUUGUACAACACGGACCGACGUAAAAGACUCGUUGCCUGCUAGGCCAUGUAGCUCAUCAUCUGCGCUCGAAUCGUCGACACCAUGCCCUCCUCUGAGAAGUCUAUUUAUAUGCUUGUAACGCCAGAUCCGUGGCACCAGCUCGACUACCACGUGUAUCAGGGCCAGAAGGGUUUUGAGGUCAAGAUCGGUGACGGAAAACGAGACUACUCCUCGCAUAAAACACAUUUUCUCCAGGUGGCUAACACCAACGACUGCCCUGGCUACAUACAAGAUUUCGAUGCGAAGGGCAAGGACAGGAGACAGUUCGGGAAAAUCCUCGAAAGGGUGUGUUUCAAGGAGUAUGCGCUACGCGACUGCUUCGGGGGCCAAAAUACCGAGUUCUACCACAUUACUGUUGAUGGGACUACUUAUACGAUUGAGCAACUGCGCAAAGAUCUGCAGGAAGCUACGGUCAAUUUCGAGAAAGCAUGGUUCCGUCCAAAGUACAUCUCACCUGAGGUUGAUCGGUUCUAUGAGGCAAUGCGUCGCAUUCAGCAGAACUGUAACGUAGAGUAGGAGCCUCUCGGCACGAAUCCGUGAGAUGUCAGAGACGAGUGUUCUUUGAUCAAGCAUGAUCCCGGGAGUAGUCUGUGGCCAUACUUACACUUCGAUACCACAAAAAUCGUUAUCUCAGUGCGCAUAUAGAAACAAAUGGUGCCCUGUUUG
This is a messenger RNA of Cercospora beticola, 784 nucleotides long. RefSeq lists its product as uncharacterized. The record is from RefSeq and is a predicted model, not a curated record. NCBI's taxonomy places the organism in Eukaryota, Fungi, Ascomycota, Dothideomycetes, Mycosphaerellales, Mycosphaerellaceae.